Phragmites australis (common reed) is the source of this 1458-nucleotide messenger RNA. RefSeq names its product probable xyloglucan endotransglucosylase/hydrolase protein 25. Lineage: Eukaryota; Viridiplantae; Streptophyta; Magnoliopsida; Poales; Poaceae. Gene Ontology annotation, molecular function: hydrolase activity, hydrolyzing O-glycosyl compounds; xyloglucan:xyloglucosyl transferase activity. The transcript is spliced from 3 exons. The coding region runs from base 305 to 1183 and encodes 292 amino acids. The record is from RefSeq and is a predicted model, not a curated record. Gene Ontology annotation, cellular component: apoplast; cell wall. Gene Ontology annotation, biological process: cell wall biogenesis; xyloglucan metabolic process.
UGUCCAUCAUCAUCAACCCGCUGCUCGCCACAGUUUACUGCGCCCCCUGCUCCGUCUCCUCUGGUGCCAACUCAUACGCAUUACAUCGCACGGCCGGCUGGCUGUCUACUCGCAUCCUCUACUUCGCGGCAGGCGGCACCAUCCGCCCCGCCGUUCUUAUCUCCCAAACCCCUAUAUGAACCCCUCGCACCCUCGCCUUCUCCACUCACAAAACACAAGCUUGAUCGUUCGAGCUCCAGACAUCUUUUUAUAAGUUUUUAGUAGUUCUAGACUUCUAGCUGGUUGGUUAAGGUUGAAUUCACAAAUGGCGCGAGUUGUGGCGGUUCCUUUGGUGCUGGGCGUCCUGCUCGCCUGCUCUACCCUGGCGGCGGCGAACUUCAACCAGGAGUUCGACAUCACCUGGGGUGACGGCCGCGGCAAGAUCUUGGACAAUGGCCAGCUCCUGACGCUCACGCUCGACCGGACCACCGGCUCCGGCUUCCAGUCCAGGCACGAGUACCUCUUCGGCAAGAUCGACAUGCAGCUCAAGCUCGUCCCAGGCAACUCCGCCGGCACCGUCACCGCCUACUACCUGUCGUCGCAGGGGGCGACGCACGACGAGAUCGACUUCGAGUUCCUGGGCAACGUGAGCGGCGAGCCGUACACGCUGCACACCAACGUGUUCACGCAGGGACAGGGGCAGCGCGAGCAGCAGUUCCGGCUCUGGUUCGACCCCACCCAGGACUUCCACACCUACUCCAUCCUCUGGAACCCCAAGCACAUCAUCUUCAUGGUGGACGACAUGCCGAUCAGGGACUUCCGGAACCUGGAGAGCAAGGGGAUCGCGUUCCCCAAGAACCAGCCGAUGCGCCUCUACUCCAGCUUGUGGAACGCCGACGACUGGGCCACGCAGGGCGGCCGCGUCAAGACGGACUGGUCCCACGCGCCGUUCGCCGCCUCCUACCGCGGCUUCAGGGCCGACGCCUGCGUGGCCGUCGCGGGCGGCAGGACGCGCUGCGGCGCCACCAUCGGCACCCAGGGCACCGCACCCGGCGCCCCUGCCGGCGACUGGUACAACCAGGAGCUGGACCUCACGCGGCAGCAGCGCAUGCGGUGGGUGCAGCGCAAGUACGUGAUCUACAACUACUGCACUGACCCCAAGCGCAUCGCACAGGGUCUCCCCGCCGAGUGCUCCAUGCAGUAGUCCAUCGAACAAGCGCGGCAGCAAACCAGCAGCAAUGGCGUACACUGCAUCCAUCGCCGGAUAAGGACAUGGGCAGGGAAGACGGGGGCGUCUGUAUAAUAAAUAAAUAAAUAUCGCAAUGGUGGAAUUUGUAAUGUAGCUUGCGUUAAACUCUGUGUUUGUAGCCUCGCCCGUCUCUUCCUUCCGCCACCUAGUUCGUGUAAUCAACAGUUCGUGUUCUUCAUGUUCGUCUGUAAUAUAUCUGUAAUAUAUGAAAAGUCAUACGUGUUCGUACA